Micropterus salmoides (largemouth bass) is the source of this 2459-nucleotide messenger RNA. RefSeq names its product occludin b (gene oclnb). The coding region runs from base 16 to 1626 and encodes 536 amino acids. The transcript has 10 exons. Gene Ontology annotation, biological process: bicellular tight junction assembly. Lineage: Eukaryota; Metazoa; Chordata; Actinopteri; Centrarchiformes; Centrarchidae. Gene Ontology annotation, cellular component: cytoplasmic vesicle; apical plasma membrane; bicellular tight junction. The record is from RefSeq and is a predicted model, not a curated record.
UAUAGCUACAGCGGGAUGCGGUCGCGCGCCUUGUUGUUUGUGUUCGUCACUUCAGCGUCCGCUGUCUUCACCGGGAACAAACAGUUCAUCGUACCAGUCUGUUUUGUUCCAGUAUCUCCACCCCCCUGCUGUUGCUGCUGCUUUGUUUCACCACAAACAAACCUGAAGUCCCAGCAGCAGGUUUUGUCCCAGUUGCAAUUCAAUAUGCCGAGGAACAAAUACAACCCCCCGCCGUACCAUACAAGUGGUAGCAAACAUCACAGCAGCAGACACAGGCACAAUGAGCUCAUGUCCAACCCAGCCUUUUCCUACUACCCAGGAGAGGAUCUGCCUCAGUUCUAUCUCUGGAGUUCACCGCCUGGUGUGAUGAAGAUAAUGUGCAUCAUCAUCAUCAUCAUGUGUGUGGCUAUGUUUGCCUGUGUCGCUUCCACGCUGGCAUGGGACUACGAUAUGAACAUGAUGGGUCUGGGAAGUGGAGUUGGCAUGAUGCCAGGUGGCUCAUACGGCAGCUCAUAUGGUAGCAGCAGUUUUGGCGGCAUGUAUGGAGGCACUGGUGGCAUUGCCGGCGGCUAUGGCUACGGAGGAACAUACAUGGAUCCCGUCGCUGGCAAAGGCUUCAUCAUUGCCAUCGCUGCCAUAACCUUCAUCGCUGUACUCAUCAUAUUUGUGUUGGUUAUUUCGAGGCAAAAUACUGCCCGCUCACCAAAGUUCUACCUAGCAGCCAUCAUCAUCUGUGCCAUUUUGGCGAUUCUGAUGAUGAUCGCCACUUUUGUGUACUUGGUGGCGGUGAACCCAACAGCCCAGUCCACAGGGUCUAUGUACUACAGCCAGAUCAUCCAGCUGUGUGCCCAGUACCAGACCCAGACCCAGGCCCAGGGAAUCUUCCUCAACCAAUACCUGUACCAUUACUGUGUGGUGGAGCCCCAAGAGGCCAUAGCUAUCGUCCUGGGCUUUGUUGUGUGUGUGGCCCUCAUCAUCCUGCUGGUGUAUGCAGUCAAGACUCGCUCCACGAUCAGGCGCUGGGGCCAGGACCGCAUUCUCUGGGAGGAAGUGAAGGUCCUCAAAAUUGGAACACACAACAGCGUCGGGGAGUGGGUGAACAAUGUGUCCGGUAACCCGGAUGUGAUGCUGAAUGACCAGAAUGGCAAAAUUGGGGGGUCCAGGGACUAUCUGAACCAGCUGGACCACAACAAGCCUCUUUAUAUGCCAGGAGACUCUGAAAUCAGCAGCUCUGUGGGGGUGUUGAAGCCCAGGCCAAAGGAGUAUGACACUGGUGUGGAGUCUGGAGAUGACCUGGAGGAGGACUUCACUGUUUUGUUUCCUUCCGUUGUGGAUGAGCAUGAACGUCUGACCUACAAACGGGAGUUUGACCGGGAUCACCAGGAGUACAAGAGCCUGCAGGCUGAGCUGGACAGCAUAAACCAGGACCUGGCUCACCUGGACCAAGAGCUGGACAGAUACCCUGAAGGCAGUCCACAGUUCCUGGAUGCCAUGGAUGAAUAUACCAGACUGAAGAACCUUAAGAGGUCACCUGACUAUGAGAUUAAGAAGAAGAGGUGUAAAUAUCUCCGGUCCAAACUGUCUCACAUCAAGAGGAAGAUCAGUGAAUAUGACCGCCGACCUUGAACCUUCACCUCUGAGCCCUUUAUGCAGGGGAAGAGAGAAAUUGACAAUUUCCCACCCCACUGUGUUUGUAUUUUAUCAUAAACCUUUAUGACACUACUAUAGUGAAAGUCUUUUGCUUUAUAUUACAGAAGAGAAGGAAAUUUGUUUUUUUGUUUUUUAACUAUUGUUUUUGUCUUCAACCUGUGAGUUACAUGGAGAACCAUUUAGGUGUAUGAGAAUGUAUUUUAUUUCAUUUCCCUUCCGAAUAUGUGAUAUGAGAUGUUUUGUUUCAGCAGUUAUUGUGAUUCAUUUAUAGCCUUUUUUUAAAAACAUGUUUUAUGUACAAUGAAGGCACAGCUAACAUGAGACCUAUGAAUUUGCUUGGCAUCAUAAAGGCACUGACCAUCCCUUGUAAAUGUUUAUUUUUAGUCUUUGGAAACAUUGUAAAAUGUUCAGUAGUGCACUUUUUUUUUUUUUUUUUUUGUACGGUUUUCUAUAAAUGAUGAAACCUCUGUCCUUGUUUUGUAAGUUAGACAUUUCCCAAUGUGGAUAUUUAAAAGGGAAAAGUGUAACUGAUUGAUGGUUCCAUAUGUGCCAUUAACAUUUGUCUUUUACUUCAGUUAAUUUAAUUUCUUAUUCACGUGUUAUUUAAAAGCAAAUUAACAAUCCCUACCACCAUGUCAAUUUAUAUCAUAUAUUGACAUGAUUUUCAGUUAAUGGGAAUCAUGCCUGCUGUACUGUUUGUACAAAUUAUGUGUGUGUAUGUACAUAUUUCUGAGUGCAAAAUGAUCUGCAUAAGAUACGUUUUUGAGAAAGCAGGGAUUUAAGCUUUUAAUAAAAUGGUUAUUAAUGUG